Molecule: messenger RNA, 2352 nt
Organism: Lolium rigidum
Lineage: Eukaryota; Viridiplantae; Streptophyta; Magnoliopsida; Poales; Poaceae
Product: O-fucosyltransferase 35-like
Exons: 9
Coding region: 1-1872 (623 amino acids)
Cellular component (GO): cytoplasm; Golgi apparatus; chloroplast
Source: RefSeq, a predicted model, not a curated record
AUGGGCUACCAACCCAAGCACGGCGCCACCGGCGGCGGAGGCGCCGGUGACCACCUGCCGCGCCUGCACAGCCCCCGCGUCGGCGUCGGCGGCUCCAUGACCCGCCGCGCCAGCUCAUUCAAGCGCUGCGCCCCCGGCGGCGAGAUCGAGCUGCAGAUCACCGGCUCCCCGCGCUCGCCGCGGGCCGACGCCCUCGGCAGCCCGCCCUCCGACGCCGCGGAGACCUCCUCCUCCAGCUCCUACACCUCCGGCGCCGGCCACCAGCAGCAGCAGCAGCUCCGGUUCCGGCUCUUCAAGCGCCCGGGCUCCAUCGGCACCGCGGGGGAGGUCGUGCUGGGGCUGGGCGUCCGGGAGCGGAGGAGGCUCGGCAACCUGCUCUUCUUCGCCUUCUGCGGCGUCUGCCUCCUCCUCGGCGUCGCCAAGAUCUGGGCCGGCGGCCGGGCCGCCCUGCCGGCUGGCGACGAUCUGCAGGAUCUCUCUGUUUCCUUCAGUGAUAAAGGGCAUCACCACUUCGGGUACAUGGGAGGGAAAGAGCGCGACAGGAUGUUGAUGACAGUUGAAUCUAGCAUUGGUGAAAGACAAGGCAGUGUGGGUGAGGCCUCUGAUGUCUGGUCCCAGCCAAGCAGUGCAAACUUCAGACAAUGUAUUGUUUCAAACUCUCAUAAAAAGCAAGAUUCUCGCACGAAUGGCUACAUUCUCAUAAACGCAAAUGGAGGCUUGAACCAAAUGAGAUUUGGGAUAUGUGAUAUGGUUGCUGUUGCUAAGAUUUUGAAGGCAACAUUGGUUCUACCUUCACUUGAUCAUACAUCCUACUGGGCAGAUGACAGUGAAUUUAAGGAUCUUUUUAAUUGGAGACACUUCAUUGAGUCACUGAAAGAAGACAUUGAUAUUGUUGAAACGCUACCUCCUGCAUACAAGCAAAUCGAACCUAUGGCUAAAGCUCCAAUAUCCUGGUCAAAGGUGAAUUAUUACAGAGAUGAAAUACUCCCGCUCUUGAAGAAACACAAAGUCCUUUACUUCACACAUACAGAUUCUCGUUUAGCAAAUAAUGAGCUUCCUAGUUAUAUUCAGAAACUAAGAUGCCGAGUUAACUAUAGAUCUUUGAAAUAUUCUCAUACAAUCGAAGAUCUUGGUACUACCUUAGUUUCGAGGAUGCACCAGGAUGGAAUCCCAUAUCUUGCUCUUCAUCUAAGGUAUGAGAAGGAUAUGCUAGCUUUUACUGGUUGUAGUCAUGGCUUGACAUCGGAUGAGGAAGAGGAGUUGCAAAAGAUGCGUUAUGAGGUCAGUCAUUGGAAAGAGAAAGAAAUUAACGGAACCGAGAGAAGAAGCAUCGGUGGAUGUCCUCUGACUCCAAGGGAAACUUCACUUCUGUUGAAGGGAUUGGGUUUCACACGAAGCACCAGAAUUUACUUAGUUGCAGGUGAAGCUUUUGGGAAUGGAAGCAUGCAAGCGCUGCUGGACGAUUUUCCCAAUAUCUAUUCUCAUUCUACCCUUGCAACAGAAGAGGAACUUGAGCCCUUCAAAAAUCACCAAAACAUGCUUGCUGGUCUUGACUAUAGUGUAGCUCUUCAGAGUGAUGUCUUUAUGUACACAUACGAUGGAAACAUGGCAAAAGCUGUACAAGGCCAUAGGCGUUUCGAGGACUUCAGGAAGACAAUUAACCCAGAUAGGAUGGAUUUUGUGAAUUUGGUAGAUGAAUUUGAUGAAGGAAGGAUCGAUUGGGACAAAUUCAGUUCAGAAGUGAAAAGGUUGCACAAAGAUAGAACAGGAGCUCCAUAUUUUCGGGAGCCUGGAGAAUUCCCAAAGCUAGAGGAGUCUUUCUUCGCAAACCCCAUGCCGGGCUGUAUAUGUGAAAAACAUAGUGAACAAUGAACAAGUAAUCCAGCCCAGUCGAUGGUUCUCUGACAAACUGCCUGAGGCCCUCUGCUUCCUGCCAGCUGCAGCAUGUACGCUGAUCAUUCAUUGUCGAGACAUGGGGCAUUUCCACAUCCAUUUUCAAGAGCAUCCCCUGAAGCUCAAUGCAAGCAGAUGAUCAAAAUGCGGAAGCAAUUGGCGGUGGCAAACUAAUUCCCAUACAACCAGAGCACAUGGAGAUCCAGCAGAUCACAGUGAUUUGCGGCAGUAUAUAAUUACCUACAUUGUCUGAGUAUACCUAGGUUAUUCUUGGUAUAUGUUUAUUUUUUGUUGCACUUAUAGUGUGCACAUUAUUGCUGCUGCUAAGUUGCAUUUUGUCUAGAAAACAUUGGAUAUAUGCAGAUGUUCGCAUGGGGGUUGCCUUGUGCCCUUAUGUGUACAACUGAAAAUUUUGACACGUGUAUUUUUACCCAGAUAUAUACAGAAGUAUACCACUUA